GUUUCUGCCUCUCUCUUGUACUCUCUGCAUCUUACCCAACCCUCCCACCCCCUCCAGCUUUCAUUCAAGUUAUUUACCCGUCUCCUCCUCGCUUCCUCUUCUCUGUCUUUCUCCUCCGUUCCAUCCUCUCUUCCCCUCUUGUCGCCGCUGCUGCUCUAGCUGCCUCACCCUACAUCCCUCCCACCCUCCUCCUCCCUCUCCUUCCUUUGGAGAUCUUCAGAGCUGCCCAGCAUACGCUUGCACAUAGCAUAACACACUCCUCUGCUGUGUGGGUAAAACAUGUCAGCUGUUCUGGACCUGGACCAGAUUGCAUGCGCUGGAAAUGGAGUGGAGCAUGACAUUGAGACUCCACAUGGUGUUCUCCAUGUGACAAUGAGAGGUGUUCCCAAGGGCAACAGGCCUGUCAUCCUCACCUAUCACGACAUCGGCCUCAACCACAAGUCUUGCUUCAACACCCUGUUCAACUAUGAGGACAUGCAGGAGAUCACCCAGCACUUCGCAGUGGUUCAUGUGGAUGCGCCUGGUCAGCAGGAGGGGGCGCCCCCCUUCCCCAGCGGGUAUCGUUACCCAACCAUGGACGAGCUGGCUGAAAUGCUGCCCUCUGUGAUGACUCAGCUGAAGGUCAACAGCAUGAUCGGCAUUGGCGUUGGGGCAGGAGCUUACAUCCUCACCCGCUUUGCACUGAACAAUCCCAACCUCGUGGAGGGACUGGUUCUGAUAGACAUCGACCCAUGUGCUGAAGGUUGGAUUGACUGGGCUGCUUCCAAGCUGUCUGGAUGGACCAGUAACCUGGUGGACAUCAUCAUGGCCCACCACUUCAGCACUGAUGAGCUGACAGAUAAUCAGGAGCUGAUCCAGACUUACCGCCUCCACAUCGCCCAAGACAUCAACCAGGACAACCUGGCGCUUUUCUGCGGCUCCUACCAAUACCGUCGAGACCUGGAGAUCGAGAGGCCCAUUGUAGGUCUGAAUGAGGACACAGUCAACACAUUAACGUGCCCCGCCCUGCUGGUGGUUGGCGACACGUCACCGGCCGUGGAGGCUGUGGUGGAGUGUAACUCCAGGUUAAAUCCCACCAAGACCACAUUGCUAAAGAUGGCUGAUUGUGGAGGCUUGCCACAAGUGGUGCAGCCAGGGAAGCUUGCUGAGGCAUUCAAAUACUUUGUUCAGGGCAUGGGCUACAUUCCCUACGUUCUUCUCAGUCACCUGAGCAACGAAUCAGUGCCGUCAGCAGGAAUGACUCGCCUGGCUCGCUCACGCACCGCCUCCUCUUCCAGCAUCACCUCCAUGGACAGCAGUCGCAGCCGCAACAACCUCAACAGCCUGCUGGAAGGCAACGCCACCGGGGCCCUGGACAGCCAGGCCAGGCCCCAGACCAUGGAGGUCUCCUGUUAAACCACCCCCUGCACCCCCUCUGCACUCUCACGUAGUAACUUAUGUGCUUUCUCUUCUGUCGCUCAUCCUGCUCCUAAGCAACUCAAAGCCAGAGGGGAACUAAUGUGGUUAGAAAUGAGGAUCUAAUUCAAAUAUAUUAACAGAUGCAUAUUAUAAGAUGUAUUAAAUAUACUGUCAAAGUAACAAUCCUGUCAGAAACCAUGUCUACCUGCCGGUUUCUUGUGUAUUUUAAUUGUUGUACCAUAUGAUUUCCCAUUUCAGCUGUCUAACCUUGUAUUUAUUGUUUUUUCACUUUGUCUUUUCUUUAAACCUCUUCACACACUGUAGGAAUCCUCCAUGUAUUCAAAAAAUAACUCCUUUUUUUUACUCUUUAUCGUGUGGGCUCCACUGAUCGUGAUCUCUUUUUUUUCAGCCCUGUAAUGUCAAUUAGUCAGAAAGUGACUAAGGGUUCACUAAAUGUACGAGUACAGCGAAGCAGGGCUGCAGAAUAUGUACAUAAAUUUGAUGCAAGGUAACGUGGCAUUGCACACCGUAGCACGCUCUAAGUGAAGCCCAGUAAAAUCCUUGCUUCUGAACAUUGUACAUUCAGUUUUAUCUCACUUAACAAAUCUUCAUUUGAUUUGAGUUUUUUUUUUAAAUAGAAAAUCACCGUAUUUUCUUUCCAGUCUGCACUGUGUCGACGUUUGUGUUCAGCUGAAUAUGUUUUUUAACAACCUUUAACAAGUGGGAUGUGAUGUGAAAAUGAUAAAAGUCUCAUCACUUAAGGGCCAAGUGGUUCUUCUCACUGCUGAUUCAGCUCAUUUAUAUUACUACUGAAUAAAACUGCAAGGUGA
Messenger RNA from Melanotaenia boesemani (Boeseman's rainbowfish), 2228 nucleotides. RefSeq names its product ndrg family member 3a (gene ndrg3a). The transcript is spliced from 15 exons. Lineage: Eukaryota; Metazoa; Chordata; Actinopteri; Atheriniformes; Melanotaeniidae. Bases 280 to 1395 code for a protein of 371 amino acids. Gene Ontology annotation, biological process: signal transduction. The record is from RefSeq and is a predicted model, not a curated record. Gene Ontology annotation, cellular component: cytoplasm.